This is a messenger RNA of Eurytemora carolleeae, 613 nucleotides long. Its product is annotated as decapping and exoribonuclease protein. Gene Ontology annotation, biological process: NAD-cap decapping; nuclear-transcribed mRNA catabolic process. Gene Ontology annotation, cellular component: cytosol; nucleus. Bases 53 to 613 code for a protein of 186 amino acids. The transcript is spliced from 8 exons. Lineage: Eukaryota; Metazoa; Arthropoda; Copepoda; Calanoida; Temoridae. The record is from RefSeq and is a predicted model, not a curated record. Gene Ontology annotation, molecular function: mRNA 5'-diphosphatase activity.
CUAUUAGUUGUUUUAGAGACGUAGUUAUUAUUGCAGAUAUAUCGUUAUAAAUAUGCAGUUUCCAAGCUCGGAGCCAAGAGUUUUAAAUAGAAUUGAUAAUCUAGAUUUUCCUUGGCGUGCCUUCCCCCAGCCACUGAUAAUCGGGGAGUAUUCUGUAGACGGUGCCCGAGAAGUGGUUUUUGACCGAAGUCAGUUGCAGAUAUUUAAACCAGUUUCUGCACAGAGAGUCAGGUUUAAUCUGAAUGAUGGUCUGCGUGAAAGAGUACCAAAAAUGGAAAAGUUUGAGGGAUUGGAUAAUAUGUUGAAAUGGAUUCUUCACACCAGGCAACAGACGAAGGAAGAUCUGAAAUCAGAUUUUGUAUGUUACAGAGGUGCUCUAAGUACUCUCAUGAAAACUCCAUAUGAACAGGAAGAGGGCUGGAUAAUUAAAGUUGUCAAGUUCAAUGGAACAGUUUAUAUGAUGCAGGUUGAUACAGAGGAGCAGAGUGGGAGAAGGAUGCAGCAACAGGAAUCGGAGAGGGAUCAGAAGUUCACAGCCUGGGGGUACAAGUUUGAACAGUUCAUGAGUGUUCAGGUAAUAGUUCAUGAUUUUUUUUUUAAUUGCCAGGACUAA